Messenger RNA from Dicentrarchus labrax (European seabass), 5909 nucleotides. It is a transcript of the gene tbc1d14, whose product is annotated as TBC1 domain family, member 14. The transcript is spliced from 15 exons. The coding region runs from base 239 to 2521 and encodes 760 amino acids. The record is from RefSeq and is a predicted model, not a curated record. Lineage: Eukaryota; Metazoa; Chordata; Actinopteri; Moronidae.
CGAGGUCGAUUAUUAAUGCCUUCAGGUCCAGACAGGUGAAUCCAUCGACGGUGAACAUUCUAGACUCGAUUACACAGCACUCACGGCACAAGUUUGUUUUAAAAUGGCGGCGGAAGCGUCGAGACAGCUCCGUUGAGGAGGCAGGGAAGUGAUGGUGGUACAGCAGUAGUCACAGCAUCAUCAUGGACCGCCCCGGUCGGCGGCUACCUGCCACCCACCUGUAGCAUCAGUCGGCAGCAUGGCGAACACGACCCUCGGUACCCAGGACCGGAGAGGCAGCCGCUGUGGUGUGUCUGGAGGAGCCAUAGUGGAGAAUGGCUGUGUAGUGAAGGACCCGACUACCUCUGACCUCCGCGAUUAUACCAACCACCACUGCAAUGAACCCAGCACAACCCUGCACAGCGAGCCCGUCCUGCCCACUUACAAGCCGUCCUGCUCCUCUACCCCCAUCUACUACAGCAGCCCCCAGAAAAGCUACUCGGACCUGAACCAGGACAGCCACAGCUUGUCUUCCCAGGACUCUGGUAUCCCAACUCUGGAGAUCAACCCUCCGGAGCCCAUCCUCCACAGCCACCAACGCUCAGGUGACGGAGGCCUCAUCCUGGACUCCAGGCACGACUCUCCUGCCACUUUACCUUUAGACGAUGAUCCCUCUGACGGCAACGCCAUCCGCAAGUCCUCUACCUUCCCCCGCAGCGGGUACGACUCCAUCCGCCAUUUCAGCCCUGCCCUCAGAUUAUCCGCCACCACGGGGAUGAGCAUCGGGGGCGGAGCAUUAAACCGCAGCGAUGACAUAUCCGUGUGCAGUGCGUCCAGCAUGAGCACCGAGCUGUCGGUCUCUAAUGAAGACAUCUUGGAUUUCACCGUUACCUCUGACUCCAGCGCCAUUGUUACCCUAGAGACGGACGACAGCGGCGCCGCUCACUUCUCGGACGUAACGCUGUCAUCAUCGCCGGGAAGAGACUUAUGGAGUCCUGUAAGACCGUAUCCACUGUCAGGUGUCAUGCAACAGGAAGAGGAUGGCAGGCAAAAGAAACUGGGACCUCUAGCAAGCUUAUUCAACAAGAGCCUGUUUGCUAGGAGGGUGAAGGACAGUCGGCUAGUGGAGCAGAGGGAUCCAGGGUGGAAGCUGUUUGGGAAAGUCCCGCCACGCGAAGGCCCCACGAAGGACUCCAAGAGAAUACAAAAGGAAUAUGAAACAAAGAGUGGCAGAGCUGGACCUGGCAACCCGACAUCUCCCAGGCAGAGCGUGAGGAAAAACCUGGACUUUGAACCCCUCUCCACCACUGCACUUAUACUGGAGGACAGACCUGCUAAUCUGCCUGCCAAGCCAGCCGAGGAGGCACAGAAGCACAGACAGCAGUAUGAAGAGAUGGUGGCCCAGGCUAAGAAGAGAGAGUUGAAGGAGGCUCAGAAGAGAAAGAAGCAGCUGGAAGAUCGGUGUAAGCUCGAGGAGAGCAUCGGCACAGCCGCCCAGACCUGGAACCAGGAGAUCUUGCCUAACUGGAGUACAAUGUGCACAUCUCGACGAGUGAGGGACCUCUGGUGGCAGGGCAUCCCGCCCAGUGUCAGAGGCAAAGUGUGGAGCCUGGCUGUGGGAAACGAGCUCAACAUCACACAUGAGCUGUACAGCAUCUGCCUGUCCCGGGCAAAAGAGAAAUGGAGGACCACGGCAGCACCGGCCCCAGAGCCUGAAACUGAAGAUGCUGGCUCGUCAGAUCGGGAGUCGAGUCUGGAGCUGAUCAAGCUGGACAUCUCAAGAACUUUCCCCCACCUGUGUAUCUUCCAGCAGGGCGGGCCAUAUCAUGAUGUGCUGCACAGCAUUCUGGGAGCAUACACUUGUUACCGGCCAGACGUUGGCUACGUAAGUCAUACACACAAAAACACAGCAUUACACUGUGUUGUGAUACUUUUUUACAUUACUCAGAGAUAUUUUACAUACAUUUUUUUUUAUACUGCUGCUUUAAGAACACAGUUCCUGUUCAUCGCAGCAGUGCUGAUCCUGAACCUGGACACAGCCGAUGCCUUUAUAGCUUUUGCCAACCUGCUCAACAAGCCCUGUCAGAUGGCCUUCUUCAGAGUCGACCACAGCCUUAUGUUGACUUAUUUUUCGGCAUUUGAAGUGUUCUUUGAAGAAAAUCUACCAAAGCUUUUUGCACAUUUCAAGAAAAACAGCUUAACCCCUGAUAUUUAUUUAAUCGACUGGAUCUUCACUCUGUACAGUAAGUCGCUGCCGUUGGACCUGGCGUGUCGGGUGUGGGACGUGUUCUGCAGAGACGGCGAGGAGGUCUUGUUUCGCACGGCCCUGGGCGUGCUGCGCCUCUACCAGGACGUCCUCACCUGCAUGGACUUCAUCCACAUGGCCCAGUUCCUCACCCGUUUGCCCGACCUCAUCCCCGGCGAGCAGCUCUUCCAGCACAUCGCCGCCGUUCACAUGACCAGCCGCAACAGGAAGUGGGGGCAGGUCCUGCAGGCGUUACAGAAAGAUCCGGAGCGAGGCAGCCCGGUGCUGAAGCGCUGAGCUGAGAUCAGAGGAAAAACCAUCACACACUAACGGACUCAACCAGACAAACUGGACUCUUAGCAGGCUGGAGGGACCUGAGAAACCUUUGUUCAACGUCAACAGGACAUAUCUGGUUGUAGCCGCUGUGAUAAACCUCUUCUCCAGAGCCGUGUCACUGCUCAAACUGGAAACAGGACCCUCUAGGGUCUGUCCGUGAUGAGGGAGGGGUGUGAAAAGGAAAAUGAGGCCUUAUUUAUCUCCCUCUGCUCAGAGGCCCAGCAGUGGACUGGAAAGUGUAGCUGGCAGAGGCUGAAGAAUGUAUCGCACACUCCCACACACAUCCACCCACCAGGCUGAUUCAGGUCUCCACAGACCAGAGGAACCCACAGAGAUACCAGUUACUACUUAAAUCCUCCACUUUUAAUUCUCUGCUGUCUUUCUAGCUACAGUUCCACUUGUCUUUUCUUUAGAUUUGGCAGUUUUUAUGACAAAAAGUCUCUCCCAACCUCUAAAGAAUAUCAGUCAGGGAAAGUAAUCCUAUGUCCUAGAAUGAUCCAGAGUCUGAUCUGUAAAUUACUGUGUUGAAAUGCAUUAAGUGGAACCUCAGCUAGUGUCUCUGUGUGUCUGGAUCUCUUUGUCUCUGCACCUUUUUACUCAAAACUUUAAGUCAUUCCUUCACGUUGUCUGAGUUAAAUUUUGUCCUUCGACCUGUGUGCUUCUCAUUUGUUUCCUGAACCAUUCCAUGAAGUCAGCUCUUGGAGAGUUUUUUUUUUUUUGGUCCACAAAAAUGCACAUAACCUGUAUGCUGUAGGUUAAACACCUGAAGACAACUUUGGUGUCUCUGAGAGCACCACGUUGUUACGUUUAAUGAAGUGUUUUAACCCUCUAAAAAGAGUUCAUAAGCUGCCUGUAAAAUGCAUUUUACAGUAUAUUUAUGUCAAUGAAACUGGAGUAAAUAAUGAGGUCAUACAUACCGCAUCCGACACAAACUUCCCCCCGCACCGAAUAUGUUUGAGCUACAUUUCAGCUUGUUCGUGUUUAGCCUCCUGAUGUCUUGGUAUGUGUGUGUAUUUAUUUAAUAUUUAUCAAAAGGACAACGGAACAUUAACAGGACAUUGUUCCAGUCACAUGAAGGGUUGUUGCUGAGCCUCUCUCCACCCAAACUCGUACGCACUCGGUUUCAACAACACGUAAACACAGACAAGAGGUUGUGGCUCUGAAGCAUUAAUUGUCCACUGGAGGGCAGAUUAAGGCUCAGUCAUCUGAUAUCCCCUCGACAACUCCUGAUUUUGAACGCAAACACGACAAUACCCUGCUUAGGUUGUGCUGCUGUUUUGGUAUGUUUAUAUAGCAGUUGAUGGAGGUGAAACCAUUCAUCAAUUCAAUUACAAGAAAGAAAAUAAUUUCAUUAUAUGAAUGGGAUGUGCUGCUUUCUUUGUCUUAUGUGAUAGAAAGUUGAAUGUGUUUGGGUUUUGAACGGAUGGUCGAACAAAACAGAAAGUGACAUUGUGAUGGGCAGUUGCUCACCAGAUUAACAGAUUUUGAAAAAAGCGUGUUGUUAAAAGCAAGUAUGUUGUGUAGGUGUUCUUAUCCAGUGGUUCUCAACCUAGGGUCAGGGGAUAUUUCGAUUUGACUAUUAUUUAAUCCACUAGAAGUUAGCUCAGCAAGAGAAUGAAUAAGAGUGAUUAUUCUCUUCGUAGGUUUCACUCUCUUCUCUUUUAAUCUGCCACUCUACAGUACAGACAGUUAGGGAAUAACUAAAUCUUAUCAGACAGGGAUCCCUGGGACUACUUAUCAAAUACAGGUCUACGGCCUGAUCUGUCUGUCUUUGUACUAAAAUGGUGAACAACCAGCUGGACAGAUGUUCUUACAGUUUCUCACCACGUUUUGUCUGCUUAUAACACAAGCUACAGACCCAGGCUAACACCAGUCCAAGCAAAGCAAAACUUGCGAUUCGCAGUGGAAUGAAAACAGUUAGCUUGUUUGUUUUUGUUUGGAUUUCAGUCAUUUCCUGUGCCGUGUGUCUCAGUGGUCACCGUCGGACCGUCAGGUUCAAACGUGUUCUUCCAGGCUUUGUGGCUGCUUCUCUGAGGUUGUCAGACAUGUCGGGGCCCUGACGCUACAUUCACACUGUGGUAAAUGUGUCACUCCAUCCUGACCUGUGGUGGGCGGGGCCAGUAUUUGCAUGAAGUUUUGUUACCGGCAUUGUUUUGAUGAGUUGACGUAGACUAUACUGUGCAAAGUUAAAGUGAAGUAUGUUGAUCCCACAGUGGAGAGCAACAGUUGGUUAAAUGUCUUUUUUGCCAUUUUUGCACAGAUCUGUUCAUGAAAUGAAAUAAGAGUUGAGAAAUGUAGAAAUCUCAUUGGUUGUUGAUGUUGGUGAAGAAUUCUCUGUCAACACCCGUGAAACAAAAGAAACCACUAACUGCAUUUGUCAGUGUGAACGCAGUAACUGUCCUGUCGCUGGCUGUGAAGCUGCUUCAUCCGAUGUGUUGUGCUACUGAGUUUGUGUGAGAUGGAGCUCACUUCUUUUUGUGCCCUGUUAAUAUCGGUCACGUCUCUAUUUUGUCUCAGUAUCUCUUGUCCCCACUGAGGCCACAUUACACUUAUUAAAUGCCUUGAAGAAGAAUGGACCACGGCUGAAGUAUAACACACAAACAGGAAGCGCCUUUCAUCUGUAAAUCAUCAUGUCGGCGGGCCCACAGCUGCUUACAGACAGCGCUGUGUGUGCAUUAGCUCAGCAACAUGCAGCAGACUUUCUGAUCCCUCAUCUCGAUGCACUCCUUCCCCCGUCACUCCCCCGGUGUGGCGACACACCGCAGGACUGCAAUAAAAAGCUUUUUGCACGUUCAUGUAAGCCUUUGAUUUGUGCCUCUCAUCAUCACUUUAUGUCAUCACUCGCAGGUUUAAACGGGUUUUCCAUCCUUUGUUUUUUUUAUGCUUAAGUAGUGACCAGCUGAUUAAACAAGCUGAAGUGUGUGUGUGUGUGUGUGUGUGUGUGUGUUUGUUUUAUGUGUGUAUGUGUGGUAUUUCCGUAAUGAGAUCUGCUAGUUACUAGUUGUUACAUUAGAGGCUGGCCUGUGUAUGAAUUGACCCAGCUCUACCAACACUACCUGCUGACUGCCCUUCUAUCACACUGUAUGAUCCACAGUGGCCAGAAUCAAAAUUCAAUCAAAGUAAAUUUAAAUAAAAAGUGUAAUAUGCUGUUUGACUUGCUGGAUGUCUGUAUCUUCUUGGGUUCUGUUUGUUUUGCAUUGUCUGUUUUUGUUUCUCCUCCAGAGACCCGUGUACUGUAGAGGACUGAUGGACAUAGAUGGAGACAGCAGAGGGUUACCAUGCAGCUGUAUCUCACUUGAAAUGUAUAUAAACAAUGGUUUUAUUAAAAUAAAGAGCUGUACAUAUUCAA